Molecule: messenger RNA, 3590 nt
Organism: Lepidothrix coronata (blue-crowned manakin)
Lineage: Eukaryota; Metazoa; Chordata; Aves; Passeriformes; Pipridae
Gene: NAB1
Product: NGFI-A binding protein 1
Exons: 7
Coding region: 95-1450 (451 amino acids)
Biological process (GO): negative regulation of DNA-templated transcription
Cellular component (GO): nucleus
Molecular function (GO): transcription factor binding; transcription coregulator activity
Source: RefSeq, a predicted model, not a curated record
UGGUCAGAGUUAAAGUGACAUCCAGCGUUUGGAGAGGAGGGCAUGGCAUGUGGGGUGAUAGGCUGUGGAUGUGAAUGAGGUUCUGUCCUCCGUGAUGGCGUCAGCUCUACCCAGAACCCUUGGGGAAUUGCAGCUAUAUCGAAUACUACAAAAAGCAAAUCUCUUAUUCUACUUUGAUGCCUUCAUUCAGCAGGGUGGUGAUGAUGUCCAGCAGCUCUGUGAAGCAGGUGAAGAGGAGUUUUUGGAGAUAAUGGCUCUUGUAGGCAUGGCUAGCAAGCCGCUUCAUGUCCGAAGGCUGCAGAAGGCUUUGAGGGACUGGGUCACAAACCCUGGUCUGUUUAACCAGCCUCUCACCUCCUUGCCCGUCAGCAGCAUUCCAAUAUAUAAGCUGCCAGAAGGGUCUCCUGCGUGGCUGGGGAUAUCCUGCAGCAGUUAUGAAAGGAACAGCAGCACCAGAGAGCCUCACCUGAAGAUUCCAAAAUGUGCUGCCACAACGUGUGUGCAAAGUGUGGGCGCAAGCAAAUCCGAUGUGGUGGGGAGCUUAUCGCUGCAGAGCGGCAGCGAACCGAGACUCUGGCAGGGACACCACACCACAGAGAGUGAACAUAGUCUUUCCCCGGCUGACCUUGGCUCUCCAGCUUCACCAAAGGAAAACAGCGAGACCCUGGAUGCCGCUGCUGCUCUGUCUGUUGCUGAGUGUGUAGAACGUAUGGUUCCCUCCCUGCCCAAAAGCGACUCCAAUGAAGUCAAGGAGUUACUGAAAACAAAUAAGAAACUGGCAAAGAUGAUUGGUCACAUCUUUGAGAUGAGUGACGAUGACCCUCACAAAGAGGAGGAGAUCAGAAAGUACAGUGCAAUAUAUGGCAGAUUUGACUCAAAAAGAAAGGAUGGCAAACAUCUCACCCUCCACGAGCUCACAGUUAAUGAAGCAGCCGCUCAGCUGUGUGUAAAAGAUGAUGGUUAUCCUGAUUUCCAGGACACAGUCCAGACACUCUAUCAGCAAGACAAAAUGCCACUUGCUUUGGCUAAAGGAAAGAGCGAAGACCCAACAGCUCUUAAUUCCCAGUCGGAAAAGGUGAUGGCAAAACAGAUGGAGUUUCUUUGCAACCAGGCAGCGUUAGAGAGACGUCUUUCCACAGGGUGUUACAGACAGAACUCGGAAGAGCACAGCCCCAAUGGCAUGUCAUUAGAUAAUGCUGAUGGACAAGGUGAAAGGCCGCUGAACCUCCGGAUGUCCAGUCUGCCAAGCAGACAGAUGCAGCACAUUUCACUUGAUGGAGAGCAGCAUGUUGGAAAACCUUUGUGCAGUGAUUUGAUCCGGCUUUAUCCCGGUGGUGAGGCGAAGUCCCAGUCCUCAGAAGGCCUUGGUAUUUUAAAGGAUUUUCCUCAUUCGGCUUUUAACAACAUAGAAAGGAAGGUCAUAAAAACAGAACCUGAAGACACAAGAUAGUCAUUCUGCUCUGGAAAACAGUGUCGUAGUAAAGAAUGAAACUUCACAAGAGAAAAAAAAACAGCCUUAAUAACCAGUGUUGCCUCAUUCAAAUAAGAGAUUUCAAUAGCCAAAGCCUAAGAACUGGUACAGUAAUCUAUGGAAACAGGAAAGCAAGAGACACUGCAAACUCAAACAGUAAUACAGGUGGAUAAACAUUCCUGUAAAAGUGGUUUUAUAACGUGGGAAGAUUCACAAAUUAAUAUUGUGGGUCUUCAUUAUUUAAGAAUGUAUUAUGUAUUUGUAUAACUUAUCAAAGUAAAUCUAGAUGUCGGGACGUGUAUUGAGUCCAGUAGAUGUGGCUACAGUUCAUUUUACUUGAAAUUUCAAUGUCUACUUUCAGUGUACCUAGCGUAGAUAUGGUUGUUAAACAUUUGAAUUUAAAAUCAUUGGAAAAUUAGGAAUGCAAACCUCGUGACACAAUUAACAGCAAGUUUUCAACAAUAUUUAUAGAAAAAGGAAAAUGCAUAAAAUAUUUCAUGGUUAAAAAUGUUAUGUGGAUAUAGCAUUUGAUAGACCUAGACCCUGAUUCUGUAUCAUAGCAGACAUACUUGACACUUAACUAUCGCUACAUCACUUUCAAUGGUUUCAGCAGCCUUUGUGUAACACUUCUAUAGCAUAAUACCUACCUACAAGUCAGGAGUAUAGGAAAUGCCAGUUAAAGUAUGGAAGAGUCCAUAUGAUUGGCUCCCAUUUCCUUGGGAAAAACUGGGGUUUGAUAAACCGUACAAUUACUGAAAUCUCAUUUGGUAGGAAACUCAAGAGACCAAGUAGCAUGGACAGGGCUGCAAAAAUUGUGAUUCAAACCAUUAUAACUUCUUGGACUUCUCUGUGAAUCUUAAAAAAAAAAAAAAAAGCAUCCUAAGUGUGGCAAAGAUGACAUACGAUGCAGGAUUUAUGCAUCAGUAUAAAAGGUUGCACUUGAUAUCCAGAAACCAUAAGAUUUUUUGGGGAAGAGAGACAAGGAGUCAUGUGUUUAGCAUGUGACUCCUUAUUAAGUGCUGUCCAGCCCACAUGAUUCUAUGAAUAUACCGUAUACUGCAUACAGUAUGCCAAUACGUUUCUUUAUAUAUGUGGUUAAUUAACAUCUGUAUUCUUUAUUUAUUUGACAGUUUUUAUUUUUUGUACAUGUUCACUUUUGAAGAUGUCAUUUUAUCUAAGGAGAAGUAAGUUGGCAUAUAACUCUGGAAUUUACCAUGGUGUGUUUGUGUGCAUCCAUUUCUCCACUGUGCUGCUCUGCAGUCAAGAUAGUUGUAUGCCUCAGUUUCCAAAUACAGGUUUUGCUUAUGAUGUGUUCUGGAGGUGAAAGGGAUAGCUGAAGAAAGUUAGAAUGCCAGUGGGUAAACUUCCCUGUUCAAGUAUGCACUUCAUGUCUGCAGUUUGCUCUGUGUCAUAGGUGUGUAUUAACAAAUCAGUCACAGUCUCUGUUGUUCUGAAACGCUCAGCAAAAUGUGAGCUGAAAUGUCUACACUGCAGUCUCUUAUCACUGUAAACAUACCUAAUUAUUUUAUCACUUGAUUUGUGGAACAAAGCUUUAUAGUAGAAACACCAGUAAAACAACUUUUUAUACUAUUAAAAUGUUUGUUUUUUUAAAAAAAAAUGUUUCUUGAACUGUAUGGUACUGUUUCACUUACUGAAGUAUCUUAAAGCAAUGGAGUUCACAGCUUUGCUGUUAGGAAUAAGAGAUUGAAUGUGUAGUUAUAUUUCCUCUUUCCUGUUGUGUGAGCUAGUAGUACGGAUGUUUCUUAAGUUUGUAACAUUAACCAGUGCCCUGGUUAGUAUCUGAGUAGCUUUCAUGAGACGUGUAUGGAACUUGUUAAAGGACAGCUUAUGGUUUGAACUGUACAGCUUGAGCAAUAGAAGGUACCAAGCGACAAACCUUUAGAGAUGCAGGAAACAUUCGGUUUUCUCCAACAUCUAACACCAUCAAAUGUUAUGUGUGGAUCACAGAAGAAGCUCUUAAGCUUGCUGGUCUCUUCAAUUAAAGCAAGAGGAAGGAAGAAGAACUUGCUAAGCAGCACGCUGUUUCAGUUGAGUCCAGAUUUUAUUUUGUAAACACUAAUGUAUUAAAUUUGCUAUAAAUUAAAGUAUAUAACAGUUA